CAACAAUUGCUACAGAAGUGACAUUUAUUGACGUUCUGCUGUAUUUACAGGUUGAACAUAGUAAAACUCCAAAGUGAAUGACCACUUGGCAGAAAGCACAGGAGUGCACAUUAAAUCUACAUUUCCAACGCAUCAGAGUCUCUGCUAACACAAAUUAUAAAAGCAAGAAUUACAGGUAUGUUAGGAAUUGUCUCAAAAGUCCCAAGCCAAAGAAAAAAAAAGGCCUUUGUUUUGCAAGAUGGUUUUUAUACAAAGUUGCAACAUGAUCUUUUAGUUUUACACUACAGACUUGUUCCGUGAAAACCCCUGGAGAACCCAAAAAGUUGGUGGUGCGAAAGGAAAGGAUACUACAACAUCGAGAAUAAAGACUGUUAAAAGUUAAUACUUGUGCCACCUCUAAAUUCCCAAUGACACCUCAGAGUCUGGACUGCAGUGACCCCUUCUCCUCACAGGCCCCUGGGUGCUGGGGGACUGCAGGAGCAGCCUCAGCUCUGGAGUCAGCCCUGUGCUGCCAGGCAGGACACGGGGGACAGGGAUGGACUGGGAUGGACAGGACACGGGGGACAGGGAUGGACUGGGAUGGACAGGAGAGGACAGGGGGACAGGGAUGGACUGGGAUGGACAGGACAUGGGGGACAGGGAUGGACAGGACACGGGGGACAGGGAUGGACAGGGAUGGACAGGACACGAUGUACAUGGAGCACACAGGAUGGACAGGACAUGGAAUUCCAUGGAUUGUACAGGACAUGAUGCACACAGGCUGUACAGGAUGUGACACAUGGGGACUGUACAGGACAUGGAGUUCCAUGGGCUGGACAGGACACAGAGCACACACACUGCACAGCACAGAGUGUCACACAGAGCCCAGGACAGUGUCACACACAGCCCAGGACAGUGUCACACACUGCACAAGGUGUCACACACAGCCCAGGACAGUGUCACACACAGCCCAGGACAGUGUCACACAGAGCCCAGGACGGUGUCACACACUGCACAAGGUGUCACACAGAGCCCAGGACAGUGUCACACAGAGCCCAGGACAGUGUCACACAGAGCCCAGGAUGGUGUCACACACAGCCCAGGACAGUGUCACACACUGCACAAGGUGUCACACACAGCCCAGGACAGUGUCACACACAGCCCAGGACAGUGUCACACACAGCACAGGGUGUCACACACAUUCCAGGACAGUGUCACACACAGCACAGGACAGUGUCACACACAGCCCAGGACAGUGUCACACAGAGCCCAGGACGGUGUCACACACAGCACAGGGUGUCACACACAGCACAGGGUGUCACACACUGCACAAGGUGUCACACACAGCACAGGACAGUGUCACACACAGCACAGGGUGUCACACAGAGCACAGGACAGUGUCACACACUGCACAAGGUGUCACACACAGCACAGGACAGUGUCACACAUAGCACAGGACAGUGUCACACACAGCACAGAGUGUCACACAGAGCCCAGGACAGUGUCACACACAGCACAGGACAGUGUCACACACAGCACAGGGUGUCACACAGAGCCCAGGACGGUGUCACACACAUUCCAGGACAGUGUCACACUGCCCAGCACAGGCAGAGCCCGGGCAGCUCCCAGGCUGCAGAGGAACUAAAGCAAGCCUGGCCCCUGCUGGCCCCGGGACGGCUCCUGCUGCCCCAACACCACAAACUCUGCCUGAAGGGCUCCUUCAGCACACCACAGACUCACUGCA
Messenger RNA from Melospiza georgiana, 1723 nucleotides. RefSeq names its product mucin-12-like. The record is from RefSeq and is a predicted model, not a curated record. NCBI's taxonomy places the organism in Eukaryota, Metazoa, Chordata, Aves, Passeriformes, Passerellidae. Bases 408 to 1430 code for a protein of 340 amino acids. The transcript has 3 exons.